AUGACUCUAGAAGAAGUUGCCGAGGGCUACCUCAAUGAGCUAAUCAAUAGAAGUUUAGUUCAAGUGGCAGAGAUGAGAUCAGAUGGAAGGUUUGAAACGUAUCGCAUCCAUGACCUCUGGCAUGAAAUUAUUGUUUCAAAGUCGGGAGAGCAAAACGUUGUGACAAUAGCUGGUGAACAAAGAAGAGUGUGGCCUGAAAAGGUGCGGCGCUUAUCAAUCCACAAUCAUUUGGAAAAUACACAGCAAAGCAAGUGUUUCACUCGACUUCGUUCUUUGCUUAUGUUCAAUGCAAUAAAUUCACUGUCCAUGUUGUCCAUGCUUGCAUCGUCAAAUGAUGGUCUACGAUUGCUAACCGUGUUGGAAUUGAGAGGUGCCUCAUUGGAGACAUUCCCAAAUGGAGUUUUGAAACUAUUUCAACUUAGGUAUUUAAGUUUGAGGGGAACCAAUGUAAAAAUAAUACCCAAGUCAAUUGGAAAGCUCCAAAACCUGGAAACAUUGGACCUUAAACAUACGUAUGUCACUGAGUUGCCUGAUGAUAUCCUAAAGCUCCAACGACUUCGCCAUAUCUUGUUAUAUCACUACAUACAAAAUCCAGUUCCUUCAAUUUGUUUUCAUGAUCACUGCGGAUUCAAAGCCCCGACGGAAAUAGGAAGUUUGUCAUCCUUACAACAACUUUGUUCUAUUGAAACAAACCAUGACAAUGGGACCAUUUUACUAGGAGAGGUAGGGAAGUUGAUUCAACUGAAGAAAUUACGCAUUGAAAAACUAAGAAAUGAAGAUGGGAGGGUGUUAUGCUCGUCCCUUGAGAAGCUUAGUAACCUUCGCUCAUUAGUUGUUCGUGCAACAGGAGAAGACGAGAUCAUUGAUCUAGAUUCUCUUUCUUCACCUCCUCAACUUCUUCGAACGCUCUACCUAGUAGGAAGUUUACAUAAGGUACCGCAUUGGAUAACUUCACUUCAUAGCUUGGUAAGAGUAGUUUUAGCAUGGAGUAAGUUACGGGAUGUUGAUCCACUGGAAUCCCUUCAAGAUUUGCCCAAUUUGGUUGAACUUCAACUUCUUCAGACAUAUGAAGGGGCAAAAUUGUGUUUCAAGGCUAGUGGAUUUCAAAGACUUGUGAGAUUAGCACUUUCUGUAUUAAAAGGAUUGAGAUGGGUGAAAGUGGAGGCUGGCUCCAUGCCUCAUCUUGAAGUGUUACUUAUCCGGAAAUGUGAAUUGGUAGAGGAGUUACCCUCUGGCAUUGAACAUCUAACCAACCUUAAGUCUCUUCAUUUGGUUGAUAUGUCCAAUGGAUUGAGUUCGAGUCUGAACAGAGACUUAAAAGAUGGGAAUUAUUGGAAAAUUGCACACAUACCAGAGGUUGGGAUUGUGAAUACAAAACGUGGCUAUGUGGAAGAAUAUUAUCUUUAG
Molecule: messenger RNA, 1407 nt
Organism: Camellia sinensis
Lineage: Eukaryota; Viridiplantae; Streptophyta; Magnoliopsida; Ericales; Theaceae
Source: RefSeq, a predicted model, not a curated record